AUGAUUUUUCGCAUCUUUCUGCUGCUGCUGCCUCGAGCCAUCGGCAAGAUCCGAAUGCCCAUGUGCUUAAUGAAGAAACACUUUCCGACUCACUCGGACUAUUAUGGGCAGGGAGACCAUAUUAUUGGUGCAAUCUUUUCUCAGGCAUGUUCUGCACCAUUUAAAUCUCAUUGCAUACUGGUGCCGAAGAACUACCAGCAUGUCUUGGCCUUAGUGUUUGCUGUUAACAAGAUCAACCAAGAUCCUGAGCUGUUACCCAACAUCACACUGGGCUUCCGCAUCUAUAAGAGCUUUUUCAGCCCCAGGAAGACCUACGAGAGCUCUUUUACCUUGCUCUCCACCAGGUACCUAAUGAUCCCGAAUUACAGCUGUGACACCCAGGACAAGUUGUCAGCUGUCAUCGAGGGGCUCGAGUCUGAAACGUCCAUCCAGAUGGCAACCAUCUUAGGCAUCUACAAGAUCCCACAGCUCCAUCCUUUUUUGAAAAAUAUCCGAUUUAACAACAGUGCGAGGGACGAAGUGUUUUUCGAUGAAAAUGGUGAAUCAUCAGCUCGAUACGACAUUUUAAACUGGAUCGUUUUCCCCAACGAUUCCUUCAUCAGAGUCAAAGUGGGUCACGUGGACCCACGGGCUCCUGUCGGCCAAGAGUUCACCAUUAACGAAGCAGCGAUCGUUUGGAACAGCAGGUUCAAUCAGACAGUGCCAAGGUCCAUGUGCAUUGACAGCUGCCAUCCUGGAUAUGUUAGGACAGUUCGGGAGGGGGAGCUGCUUUGUUGCUAUAACCGUGCUCCAUGCCCAGAAGGGACAAUUUCCAACCAGACAGAUGCGGAUCAUUGUGAUAGGUGCCCAGAAGAUCAGUACCCAAACAAGGACCAAGAUAAAUGCAUCCCCAAGUUUAUGAAUUUCCUUUCCUAUGAAGAACCUUUGGGAUUUGUUUUGGCUUCUUUUGCUCUUUUAUUUUCUCUUCUCACAGUGCUGGUGCUAGGAAUGUUUAUUAAGCACUGGGACACUCCCAUAGUGAGGGCCAACAACCAGGAGCUCAGCUAUGUUCUUCUCCUCUCCCUCCUGCUCUGCUUUCUCUGCAGCUUGGUAUUCACUGGCCGGCCUGGCCGGGUGACCUGCCGUCUCCGACAAAUGGCUUUUGGUGUCAUCUCCUCGGUCUCUGUUUCUUCCGCUGGCAAACACAUCACUGUGGUUCUGGCCUUCAAGGCCACCAAGCCAGGAUCCAGCAUGAGGAAAUGGCUGGGGAGCAGACUGUCCGGCUCCAUCGUCUUUUCCUGUUCCCUUAUCCAAGUUGGGAUCUGCGCUGUCUGGCUGGGAACUGCUCCCCCAUUCCCAGACCUGGACAUGAAAUCAGAGGCUGGAGACAUCUUAGUGCAGGGGUCAAACACCGCCUUCUACUGUGUCCUGAGCUACAUGGGCUUCCUGGCCAUUGUCAGCUUCACGAUUGUUUUCCUAGCCAGGAAGCUGCCUGAUACUUUCAAUGAAGCCAAGUUCACCUUCAGCAUUCUGGUGCUUUGCAGCGUGUGGGUCUCCUUCAUCCCCACUUACCUGAGCACCAAGGGGAAAUACAUGGUGGCUGUAGAGAUCUUCUCUAUCUUGGCCUCUAGCACUGGGCUACUGGGCUGCAUCUUCAUCCCCAAGUGCUACAUCAUUGUACUGAGGCCUGAACUGAACACUAGGGAGCAGCUAGUUAGGAAAUCCAAAUCUGGGACACUAGAAUUAUGA
Molecule: messenger RNA, 1728 nt
Organism: Gopherus flavomarginatus (Mexican gopher tortoise)
Lineage: Eukaryota; Metazoa; Chordata; Testudines; Testudinidae
Product: vomeronasal type-2 receptor 26-like
Biological process (GO): G protein-coupled receptor signaling pathway
Cellular component (GO): membrane
Molecular function (GO): G protein-coupled receptor activity
Source: RefSeq, a predicted model, not a curated record